Messenger RNA from Clupea harengus (Atlantic herring), 4223 nucleotides. It is a transcript of the gene myrfl, whose product is annotated as myelin regulatory factor like. Gene Ontology annotation, cellular component: nucleus; endoplasmic reticulum membrane. NCBI's taxonomy places the organism in Eukaryota, Metazoa, Chordata, Actinopteri, Clupeiformes, Clupeidae. The record is from RefSeq and is a predicted model, not a curated record. Gene Ontology annotation, biological process: positive regulation of DNA-templated transcription; protein autoprocessing. Gene Ontology annotation, molecular function: sequence-specific DNA binding; DNA-binding transcription factor activity.
AGAGGGCAAAGUGCAUCCAAAGACAAAGACCUCACAUACGCCAUUUGCGGGAAUCGGAAAAGGUUUGGAAUUAUCCCCGAAGAUUUUUGAUUUCCGUGAGGAUACUGCUUGGAUGACCCAUGGAUAAGAGUAUGGGCACACACUAAAGGGGACUGUGUGUAUUUGUCAUCAUUCCUGAUACAAAUGGAUUGUACUUGAGAUUUUUUGUAUGUGCCAAGGCAACAACUAACAGACCCUGGGAACUCCAUCUUGGUUUGAAGGUGAUUAGGAAGUGAAGUCUUCCAGGCCAGAGGAGGUCCAAUGGACGUCCUGGGAGAAAAUGAGGCCCUUCAACAGUUUUUUUAUGGGCAGGAUGUCAGUGAGGUGGUGGACACCAGCUUGCUGGAGCAGUAUCUCAGCAAUGACUAUCACCACAGCAUCAUGCUCCCUGAGUCACCCCCGGACUCCGGAUCAGAACCCUGCUCUCCUCCUCAGAUGACCGAUGUGCAUGCGGUGACAAGCAGCUGGUCGCCAGAGCAACUGCGUGAGAAGGCCCUGCACCUUGCGACAGCCAGGUCCGCUGCCGUCUCCUGCAGACUCACAGAGCAGCCCCUACAGGUCCCCUACAGCGCGCCGCCGCCGCCCCGGUGCCACCCGGUCCACCCCCAGCUCCACCCUCACCUCAGUAACGUCCAAGUCAGCGCACACCCUGCCACACGUGCCCACGAACCGCCCAUCCACCCGCAGUACUUGAGCCCAGCGGACAGCUACAUCCAGGCCCAGACCUCGCCCUUAGCUCCUGGACGCGAGGCCCUUCAGCAGCCCCAGUGUUUGGGCCCACAGGGGGUCUACCCCAGGACUAAUGCACCCUCCGCUCCUUCAACCUCCCCUUGUCUUGUUCAGAGUCCAGCGGGACCCGAGCCAGACUACCAGUUCCUCCAGCACACGUCUGGCCAUCAACCAGGGCCUGCCCUGACUGACAGUAAGAAGAGGCGACGCUCGGAGUCCUUUGAAGCCGCUGCAGACAAUGGUCUCUGGGGCGUCUCAGUCUGGACCAAGGCUCCUUACAUGGGCGCAGACGGGGGUGGCUGUGAGAUGUCCACGUAUGACAGCGAUACGGCCGGUGGCGGCUCUGUGCAAGGGGCAUACCCACUGCUGGCCUGGGACCAGCAUCAGGCUGACCAGUGGCGCACCCUUUACAAUGACAGAUAUGAGAACCUCCCACCACCUGGUUAUCAUGUGGACACAGACAAAGGCUUCAACUACUCCUCAGCCGACGAAGCCUUUGUAUGCCAGAAGAAGAACCACUUCCAGGUCACAGUUCAUGUCAGGAUGGAGGGUGACCCCAAGUUUGUCAAAACCCCCAAAGGCCCAGCACCUAUCGACAGCUUCUACGUGAAUGUGUUUGGGAUGAAGUUGGAGGCUCACAGUAAUCUCAUCACCAUUGAGCAGUCACAGUCAGAUCGUAGCAAAAAGCCGUUCUUACCUGUCAAUGUAAAUCUGCCGGGAGAUAAGAUCACCAAGGUAACUCUGGGGAGACUGCACUUCAGUGAGACCACAACGAACAACAUGAGGAAAAAGGGCAAACCGAACCCUGAUCAGAGGUAUUUCCUGAUGGUGGUGGGACUGUAUGCAUCGGUGAAGGGGGAAAGCCAUCUGGUGGUGGCUCACAUGUCUGAGAGAAUCAUAGUCAGGGCUUCAAACCCUGGCCAGUUUGAGAAUGACAGUGAGGUCCACUGGCAGCGGGGCCAGACGCCGGACUCAGUGGUGUGCCAGGGGAGGGUGGGCAUCAACACGGAGACACCCGACGAAGCCCUGGUGGUCUGUGGCAAUGCCAAGAUCAUGGGAUCGGUCAUGCAUCCCUCUGACAGACGUGCCAAGCAAAACAUACAAGAGGUGAACUCAAUAGAGCACCUGAAGAGGAUAUCACAGAUGAGGAUCGUGGAGUAUGAUUACAAGCCGGAGUUUGCCGAAAAGAUGGGGAUCAAGCAUGUCCACGAAACAGGGGUCAUUGCUCAGGAGGUGCAGGAGGUUCUACCAAAUGCAGUCAAGGAGGUGGGAGACAUCACCUGCACAGAUGGAAAGGAGAUCAAGAACUUCCUCAUGGUGGACAAAGAGCAGAUUUUCAUGGAGAAUGUGGGUGCAGUCAAGCAGCUGUGUAAGCUGACAGACGACCUGGAGACACGUAUCCAGGAGCUGGAGGUGUGGAAUAAUCGGCUGACCAAGGUCACAACCUCGGUGCCAACCACUGCAGCCGGCCCCAAAGGGAAAGUGGACAAAAUCCACACUGUUCCACCCCCGCCACGGAAACGGUCCCCGCUUGCAUCAGUAAAAAAGUACUUCGGCGAGAAGUACAAACACUGCUGUCACCACAGAGCCUUUCAAACCGGCAUCCUGACAGUGGUGGCUGUGCUGGCCUUCUGUGUCAUCUCCAUCACUGCUAUCUAUAUGCUCACGUUAAAUGAAGACUUUGACUUUGGAAACAAUGUCUUACCGAUAGAGCCAAAUACAACUUUCCCAAUCACAGGACCCUCGACAGAUCCUUCUCAACCUUGGCCCCCAGAAGUCGUUUUUUGCUUCCUGUUGGAAUGUGAUCAGGUCUACUGCUGCCCGUCAGAUCCAGGGGAAAGCCACACUAGGACCAACUCUGCCAUUACUGUAGAACCCUAUACAAACUCACAACCAUCAGGUCAAUUCAAUGAUGAAAGACAGGGUGGCAAUUAUAGACGAACAUCGACAAGAAACUCAGCAGAAUGGACAAAUGCAACGAUCCAGUCCAUCAUCGUAAUGCCGAGUCAGCAAGUCAUUGACCAGCGCUACUGCCUGGAGGGGAUGUGUGAGCCUGGGAACUACAGCUACGCCAUCCCCAUCAGCAAGUUUGUCCCUGUCGACAUGAACAUCACUCUGCAGAUGAAUUCCACAGAGCCCCUGGUAGUACACAAGUGCCACGCCGACGAGACGAACCACUGCGCCUCUGCCAUGGCCUCUGGUGAUGAGGAGGAGUAUCUGAACAGCACUCAGGGUUAUCUGCACGAGUGGGUGUUACCAGUUGCUCGACUCCAUCAAAGUUCCUACCACUUACGUGCUGCUAAAGCUGGACUAGCAGACUGCAGUACUGACCCCAGCCACAUGGGGGCAUCGUUCACAGAUUACCACCUUCACUUCUAUCGGCGCUGUGAUUAAGAUCCAACUCAACUGCCCCCGCAACCUUUCCCCCUGUCCACUAUGUGUAUAGAGCUAAUGAAUGUGUUUGUUUCUUUUUUGCGACUGACAUGUCGAAGAAAGUGAGAGAACGAGAGAGAGGGUCUACUGUCUAACAUUUUCUACUUAGAGUUCUGAUUCACCAUGUUGUACAGCAAUAAGUCUUUCCUCCAAAGUUAUAUCAAUUUACAGUUCCCCUUCUGUGUAUUUAUGAAUGUAAUAGUGCUGUUAUGUGUAGCACGCCAUUUGAAAAUCUAUCCACUUGCACUGUUUGAAAAUGAGCAAUACCGCAAUUGAUGACUUUGAUGAUUUGCAGAAAGUGAACCGAAUUUAACCUUCUUCGGGGAUCAUACGGUUAAAACUCAGAUGUAGACCAAUAUCUCAUUUACUGUGUGUCCCAGGACAGCCAUAUUCAUUAACUCUGCACUUGACAGAAUCCCUGGUACCCAUCCAGCAUCACUGAGACAGAUUACUUUGUACAGCAAUUAGGAACUGGACACCUGGGCUGGAUUGCUUUUUUAUGUAAAACCUUAAUUAAAAGGACGAAGAUGGUCCUUCAUUUAAGGCUGACCUCACUGGCAUAUCAACCAGAGACCAAGUGCACUUUGAACCACUCCUUAUCACUGACAGGUGAAAUGAAUGAAUGACCGAAGGAGUGAACGAUCGAAUGAAUGAAUGAAAGAAUGAAAUAUAUUAUGCCAUUUUUUAUUCACUGUUUUGAACUUUAGAUCUUCUAUUAAAUAUGUAUUCACCCGUCACUAUUUUGAACUUCUUGUAAUGGUUAAGCCCACACUGGCCUGUGAUGCCGACUGUUUCACACUAGCUGUGUUCACUGUGCACUGGUAGGUCUUGUGAUAUCACAGACAUUCCAGAGAGUUCUGGCAGCUUUCUCUGUGUGGCAGCCAUUCAGUGCUCCCCAUUUUAAGCCCACGUGUCCUUGUCACAGAGAGGGAGUAGAAAGGAGCAGGAUGGGAAAAAAAUGGAUUUGGAGCAAAGAGGAGAAUGAAGAAUAAAGCAUGGGCAACAAUGAGUGGUAAUCCCUA